UCAGACGACAAAACUAAGAAACCGGACACCGAAGCUACCACCAUGCAAGAAAAGCAAUGAUAGUGUGUUGUUCUGUCAAAGAAAUUGAGAACCUUCUCUUAUCUAAGAACACGACAAAAAAUACCGCCAGCGGUCGCUUUAAUAUUUAUGUCAAGCAACUGACUGCUACAUUUAUUCACCAAUGUUUACUACCGUCACAUGGCAGCACUCAGGUUCUCAUGCAUGGGGUAAUUUGUCAUGUAGUGGGUGCGGCACAGCGCUGUAAUCAGCGCAUGCUCCUUACCACUUCCUCUACUGGAAUACCAAAAUAAUAGUGAAAAACACCAUAGCUUCGGGUUAUGUACUGUUUUCGCAGUUCUUAAAUUUCACUAGGGACUAGCUCGAGAAUUAACACUCUAACUGUAUAUUUAACCUGUACCUAUCACUCAUCUUCGUCUUUUCGAAUACAAAAACAAUAUCAAUGUUGCUCAUCUUUCUGAUGGCACGGGCUUCUGAUAUAAAGCACUUAUUGACCAAACUUGUAAUUGUAAGAAGCAGUAAAGGCAUUCUCAGAACGUUUUACAUUUUUUAAUUCAGUGAAAGAAACACGUGUAGUAAUUCUCAGACACAUUUUAGCAUAUCCUAUGAUAAAUAAGAAUGGUGUAACUGUACAUGCACAUGGACAACUAUACAUUCUGUCUGUCUAAUUUUAAUUGACACAUAUCAAAAUUGGAACUGGCACACUAUCAAUAUUGGUUGCAACGUACUUUUACCAGAAAAAAAAUCAAUUUAAUUAUGUGGUUUUUGAUUUUCAAGGUUAGGCAUCUAGUAUCUAUUCUCCAACCCGAGCCAGUAAAGUCGUUUUCUCGUUACUGUAACGUAGGCUUCUUUCGCUUUCAGCCCGCCCCUAAAUUGUGUAAACCGCUUGGCAGAUAAGUUAAGCUAAGGACUUUGGUCUUUACCUUAAUGGCGAGUUUUAGCGUUUUGGUCCGAAUUUUCUUUUUGUGGUGAGCCGUGUUUCUGUAAAGCGUCCGCCGUAACCCAUUUAUUCUAAGCAAUCCUGUAAAAGGCCGGAAGGAGGAAUGUGAAAUGAAUCUAGACGAUUUUGACCGCUGUAGCCGUUUUGAGAGUUUUAAAGAGUCUUGGGAUCAUUACGGCUAUGGAGGUGACUUCGAAGGCAUGGUGCUAGCAGAGUUCUCCAGGAUUAAAGGAAUGACUUACCUCGAUCAUGCAGGGACAACAUUGUUUCCAGAGUCACAAAUUAAAGGAUUCUUCCAAGAUUUAUGUGGAAGUGUCUAUGGUAACCCACACAGCCACAACCCCAGUAGCAGACUGACUCAUGACACUGUGGAGCAUGUGCGCUACAGGAUCCUGCAACACUUCAACACCAGUCCAGAGGACUACACUGUAGUCUUCACCGCAGGCUGCACAGCAGCUAUCAAGCUAGUAGCAGAAAGCUUCCCAUGGACUCCAGCCUCUUCUUUCUGUUACCUGACUGACAACCACACUUCAGUGGUUGGCAUCCGUGGCCUGACGUCACCAAUCGGCGUAGCAUCCAUACCCAUCAGGCCUGAAGAGGUGGAGGGGAGGGCAGGUGAAAGAACAUAUCUGAAGGCCGGAGACUCCCAGGUGCCACACCUCUUCUGCUACCCAGCCCAGAGCAACUUCUCUGGGAAGAAAUACCCUCUGUGGCAUGUCAAGGGCAUCCGUUCAAGAGAGCUGUACCCCUCAUGUACUCGGGAGGGCCAGUGGUUUGUGCUUCUUGAUGCAUCCAACUUGGUGGGUUGCUCACCCCUAGACCUACAGGAGUGUCCUGCAGACUUCCUUCCUGUUUCCUUCUACAAGAUAUUUGGCUUCCCUACUGGAUUAGGGGCCCUGAUCAUCCGGAAUGAAUGCUCACAUAUGCUAAAGAAAACCUAUUUCGGAGGAGGAACAGCUGCAGCCUACCUGGCUGGAGAGGACUACUAUGUACCAAGGGUUAACACUGAUGGCAGGUUUGAAGAUGGCACCAUAUCCUUCCUGGACAUCAUUGCAGUAAAUCAUGGUUUUGAAGCUCUGCAUAGGCUCACAGGGGGCAUAGAGAGGAUCCAGCUACACACAUUUGGCCUGGCUCGCCAUACCUACAUGAUGCUGUCCUGCCUUCAGCAUAACAAUGGCCAGCCAGCGGCCAGGUUAUACUGUGACACAGAGUACCAGGACCCCAGCACCCAGGGACCCCUGUUAAACUUCAACCUGCUGGAUGCCCAUGGGGCUAUAGUGGGGUACUCUAAGGUCCAGAAGCUUGCCAGCCUCUUUAAUAUCCAGCUGCGCACUGGCUGCUUCUGCAACACAGGAGCCUGCCAGCAUUACCUGGGCAUGAGCGACCAGCAGGUUAAAGCCAACCUACAGGCAGGCCACGUGUGCGGCGAUGAUGUGGACAUGAUCGAUGGGUUGCCCACAGGCUCAGUGCGUGUGUCCUUUGGCUACAUGUCCACCUUCGGUGACUUCCAGCAGCUCCUGAGAUUUGUGGUGGACUGCUUUGUGCAGAAGCCAGUGAGGCUGGACUACAUCCGGCUGAACAGGCUGCGCUCCGCUUCGACUUGCUCCGCGUCUGUGCGACACCCCCAGAGCCCCGCAAGACCACAAAUCUCCAGCCCCACUGGCACAGGGGAGGGCCUACAAUUCUCACCUGUGGCUGUGGGAUGUUUUCCCACACGAAGGACAAGCAAUUGUGAGAGAACCCUGAGCCGAAUCUUCCUAUAUCCGGUCAAAUCAUGUGCAGCAAUAGAGGUGACUCAAUGGGCAGUAGGUCACCUCGGCCUUCUUUAUGACCGACUCUGGAUGGUGGUCAACAUUAACGGGGUUUGUUUGAGCCAGAAGCAGGAGCCUCGUUUGUGCCUGAUCCAGCCUAGCAUUCACUGGGCCUGCAAAGAGCUUUGUCUACACGCUACGGGAAUGAAACCUUUAUCCAUUCCGCUAGAGGGCAAUAAACUGAAUCCAGGCAUCAAGGUGUUUCAGAGUAAAGUGUGUGGAGACAGGGUUCAGAGUGUCGAUUGUGGUGAUGAAGCUGCUGAUUGGAUCUCUAAGUUUCUGGGAAAACCCUGUCGUCUGAUUCGGCAGAGCCCUGGCUUCACCAGAGGAAUGAAGCGAGACCAUGCAAAGCCAGUAGCUGGUUUGUCUCUGGUAAAUGAAGCACAGUAUUUGAUGAUCAACAUGGCCAGUGUCAAGUUCUUGAAGGAGCAUAUCAACAAGAGACAGGGCUCUGAGGCUGAAAACCUUGACAUCCAGCAGCUCAUUGCACGUUUCCGUGCUAAUCUAGUCGUCAUGGGUGCAGAACCAUUUGAGGAAGAUAACUGGAAGCAUGUGGUGAUUGGCGACCUAGUGUUCCAGGUGAAUUGUCCUAUUAGCCCGCAUCAGUCUAGUUUUCUGACGAUAAAGAGCAGGAAGCUCAUCAGAGCAGCUCCUUCUGUGAUAUGCCAGGUGACAGGCCUCAGCACGAGAUGUCACAUGAUUGGGAUUGAUCAGCAGACGAGCACCCGGAUGCCGGAGCCUCUAAACUCACUGUCCGCCUGCCGCAAGGGGAAGGUCACGUUUGGUGUGUACUUAGUCCACCAGCACCAAUUGGACCCGGAUCAUACCUCUACCUUGUCUGUAGGAUGUCCAGUUGUGCCUCAGUCCCGUGGAGGAGAUUAAAGUGCGGCUGCUCUAAAACCAUUAUUGAUACUGGUAUUGUUUUUUUAAUGAAUCACUCUCCUCCUGUUUCAGUACAUUGAGUGAUAAAAAUUUUUACAGCAGUACUGAACCCCAUUGAUGAAAAUGUUGUGCCAACUCUUGUAUGUAAUAUUUGUUUACAUGCAGUCUGCAUUAUUUACAUGCUUUACCUGGAAGACGAAGUAGCUUUAAAAAAGUUAAAUGAACAGCACAUUUGUAUUUUCAUACAAAAAAAACCCAG
Molecule: messenger RNA, 3910 nt
Organism: Brienomyrus brachyistius
Lineage: Eukaryota; Metazoa; Chordata; Actinopteri; Osteoglossiformes; Mormyridae
Product: molybdenum cofactor sulfurase-like
Exons: 14
Coding region: 1069-3651 (860 amino acids)
Biological process (GO): Mo-molybdopterin cofactor biosynthetic process
Molecular function (GO): molybdenum cofactor sulfurtransferase activity; molybdenum ion binding; pyridoxal phosphate binding
Source: RefSeq, a predicted model, not a curated record